Messenger RNA from Achroia grisella, 2171 nucleotides. RefSeq lists its product as uncharacterized. Gene Ontology annotation, cellular component: mitochondrion. The coding region runs from base 33 to 1736 and encodes 567 amino acids. Gene Ontology annotation, molecular function: long-chain fatty acid-CoA ligase activity. The transcript has 8 exons. Lineage: Eukaryota; Metazoa; Arthropoda; Insecta; Lepidoptera; Pyralidae. The record is from RefSeq and is a predicted model, not a curated record. Gene Ontology annotation, biological process: fatty-acyl-CoA biosynthetic process; long-chain fatty acid metabolic process.
CACAUGUUGGAAGUUCUGUUUGUAUAUCAAAUAUGUCAAUAAAACAAGGGUUCCGUUUAAGGAAUGUAUACAAUAAAGUUAAUAAUAAUAUAUUUGGUGUGUUAGCAAGGAAGAACCACGUGUGGAAUGAUGAGAAAAUAGUGAAGUCUCCAUUCAAAGAUGUUGUUGUUCCGGACGUAACCAUUGCGGAAUAUGUAUGGCAAGUGCUAGAUAAAUACCCAACUAAAACAGCAACGAUAUGUGCAGUUACAAAAAGAAACUACACAUACGAACAAGUAUACAAACAGAGUCAGGUGCUAGGUGCAAGUCUUAGAAGAAAAUUUAACAUUCAAGAUGGCGACGCUGUUGGUGUCAUGCUGCCGAAUAUACCAGAAUAUCCAACUGUAAUGUUUGGAAUACUCAAUGCUGGUGGUAUUGUUACCACAUACAAUCCUAUAUACACAGCUUAUGAAGUACAACGUCAAUUGCUAUUGUCUGAAGCAAAACUAAUGAUAACACUUCCAGAAUUAGUUCCAGUAGUUAGAAAAGCUUUGGAGUUAGCGAAAUUGAGCAUACCCAUAAUAGCUGUGAACGUAAACCAAGAUUUACCAGAUGGUACGGUCUCUUAUAGAGAACUGGUAGAAGAUAAUCACGUUGAUUUAAAUAUUUUAAAAGAAGUAAAUAGAAAUACAAACGAUGUAGCGUUUUUGCCAUAUUCCAGUGGAACUACUGGUCUACCCAAAGGCGUGGAGUUAACAAAUAAAUGUCUGGUAGCAAAUUUCCAACAGCAAACUACGGAUAUGAGAUUGUAUUCAUAUACGACAGAAACUAAUCAAGAUUCGGUACUGGCGGUGUUGCCAAUCUUCCACGUAUACGGUUUAUCAGUUGUAACGCUACAAAAUUUGGCAGCUGGUCUGAGGAUCGUCACGUUACCUAAAUUUCAGCCCGAUGCGUUUCUAGAUUCAUUAAUAGAAUUUAAAAUUAAUAUCCUUUAUUUAGCUCCUCCUAUGGUAUUGUUUCUUGGAUCGCACCCUCAAGCUACCAAUAAACAUUUGGACUCGGUGCGGGUUCUAGUUUCGGGAGCAGCACCAUUGUCACGUGUUGAUUUAGAUAAACUACUGGCUAAAGUCAAGCACGAUUUUCAUUUUACUCAAGGAUAUGGCAUGACUGAAGCUUCUCCACUAGUAACAAUAAGUCCGAUAGGAUCUAAGGAGUACGAGACAUCCGGAUUUGCUUUACCUAAUAUUCAACUAAGAGUCGUUGAUGCGGAUCUCAAGAACUUAGGUCCAGGAGAGGUAGGAGAGUUACUCAUCAAAGGACCAAACCUAAUGAAAGGGUACAAAAAUAACCCUGAAGCCAAUAAAGAAGUAUUCGUUGAUAACGAAUGGUACAGAAGCGGUGAUCUGGUGAGCAUAGAUGAUGCUGGAUUAGUAACUAUAGCAGACAGGUUGAAAGAACUUAUAAAGGUGAAAGGGUACCAAGUACCUCCUGCUGAGUUGGAGAACGUGGUGAAGGAAUAUCCAGCAGUUGCGGAUGCUGCGGUCACUGGGGUACCAGAUCCCCUAACAGGAGAGAGACCUAAAGCAUUCGUCGUUCUUAAAGAAGGCAGUAAUGUGACCGAGCAGGAUAUAAUGAACUUUGUUAGUGAAAGGGUAGCACCAUAUAAAAAAAUUAAGGAGGUUAUAUUUUUGGAUAGUAUCCCUAAGAACCCCUCGGGUAAGAUUUUAAGAAGAGUUCUGAAAGAAAAAUAUUGUUAAAUUUUGUAAAUAAUAUAAAAAUAGAAUGUUUGUAUAUUUUAUAAAUAUUUUUACUACUUUGUUUAAUUAAUAUUAUUACAACUACUUGUUACUAUUUAUCAACUCAAAUUUACUCAAACGCAAUUGUCAAUAAAAUUCUUUUUUUCUUAAUUUUAUGAAUUGUUUAAGAAUAUUUAAUUUUAUGAAAAUUAAUUGCAUAGACUUUAAUUAUAUUUUAUAUAUAAAGAAUAAUUAAUGUCUUAUUAGUCUUAAUUUAAUUUCACUUUAUUUAUUUUUUCUUUUCGCUGGGCGUUAUAUUUUGUAGGGGCAUGUUAUUCGCUUUUCUUAAUUUCUUUCAAUAGAAUUAUUUUUUGGCAGGACAACUCAAUUGUUAUUUAUUUACGUUUUUACUUAUGUUGUGUAAUAUUAUCUUAUCUGUACUUAUGUAAAUUUAUC